GCGGUUGGAGCUGGGCAGGCACUCCUGAGGUUGUUACAGUUUAGUGGACUUCUGCACGAGAAUCCCAAGAGACUGCAGCUGUCGCAUUGGGAAGAGCUCAUCAAGGACUACUUUUUACCGACUGCCACGCUCAAGCUCACGCUCUGGAAAGACAACCAGCAGGCCGAGGCCAAGAUCUUUGAAAUCGGCACGCCGAUUCUCCCUCGGUUCUUCCUCGUCACCUCCCAAUCCGGCGUCAAAUCCAUGACCCUCUCCCUCGACGGUGCCCGUGAACGCCUCUACGCCGCAAACCACGCCGUCGUCGAAUGCGUCGGCGCCAUCUGGACGUACAAGUACACGAACGGAUACACCGUCACCCUUCGUGGCCCUCUCACCGCCCACGUCCUCGUC
Stereum hirsutum FP-91666 SS1 is the source of this 390-nucleotide messenger RNA. RefSeq lists its product as uncharacterized. The annotation marks the transcript as partial. The record is from RefSeq and is a predicted model, not a curated record. Gene Ontology annotation, cellular component: nucleus; transcription regulator complex. NCBI's taxonomy places the organism in Eukaryota, Fungi, Basidiomycota, Agaricomycetes, Russulales, Stereaceae. Gene Ontology annotation, biological process: negative regulation of transcription by RNA polymerase II; positive regulation of transcription by RNA polymerase II. The transcript is spliced from 3 exons.